AGCUGUAAUGCGGGCCCGACAACACAACACACUGCGAAGAGUGCUGAGUUGUUUACAAACUUUGUGUGGUCCAAAUCCCGAGUGAGUUGGGCGUUUUUGGCGUCGUGCGUCGUUUGAAUCGGAGCAGUUUAGCGGUUCGGACUUGAGCGAAGGCCGGUGGCCUCAGGAAGCAACGAUGAGUUUUGAUAAUAGGAAAGACAGGACGGCGUGCAGCAACGAAGACUGCAUCGCCGUCUUGGAAGGGCGCGAGUUCAACUACAAGGUUCGGCAGAAGCAAAUCGCUAUAGGGCGAAACUCGUCGCACGGUGAAGUCGAUAUACCGAUGGGGAAUUCGUCGUUCAUUUCGCGUCGCCACCUCGAGAUCUUCAACGACGGCCAGGACUUCUUCAUGGUAUGCAACGGAAAAAAUGGGGUGUUUGUUGACGGUGUGUUCCAGCGCAAAGCCCCUUCCCCAUUGAAAUUGCCCCAAAAGUGCGUUUUUCGUUUUCCAUCGACGAGUAUCAAGAUAUUAUUCACUUCGUUACUCGACCCGAGUAAUUCCAAUACGUCGACGACAACACCAACAACAACGACAGCCCUAACAGCAUCGGCAGCAGCAGCAGCAGCAGCGACCACAACAACAACGACAUCGGCGGCCACUCUAAUGAGCAGUCCGAUUGUGAUGGCAGCCGAGGACCAUUCACAUGAAGUCGCCCAGGAACAGAUCAUUCAGACUGUUGUUACGGAGCCCGUCGUUGAAGGUAACGUUAUAACCGUUCAUCAAGACGAUCAGGGAGAUAUAAAACCGCUGCGCAUCUCUAUACCGGACCAGUCGCCGUGCCCGUCGCCUACCGGAACUAUCUCGGCGGCUAAUUCGUGUCCGACAUCGCCUCGUUCUGGAAGUUUGAUGGGCUCUGUGCACACGAUUCAUCCGCACUACCGGCAGCCGAACGUCGUCGUGGGAAACCUCGUACAACGUGUCGUGCAAUGCGCGCCCAGCUCGAAUACAGAACGAGCUGUCACCCCGACGGUCGGGAACGACGAACAGAAACCCCCGUACAGUUACGCACAGCUAAUUGUCCAAGCAAUUUCUUCGGCUCCGGACAAGCAGCUGACCCUUAGCGGAAUAUACACGUACAUCACGAAAAAUUAUCCCUAUUAUCGAACAGCGGAUAAGGGCUGGCAGAACUCUAUCCGCCAUAAUCUCUCGCUGAAUCGCUACUUCAUGAAGGUUGCGAGAACCCAGGAAGAACCCGGUAAAGGAUCCUUCUGGCGCAUAGAUCCAGCUUCCGAGGAGAAGCUCGUCGAGCAGGCGUUCAAGCGACGAAGACAACGUGGUAUGCCUUGCUUCCGCGCUGGACCCUACACGACCACGGUCAGAUCCGCGCCGUCAUCGCCCAAUCAUUGCGCAGUCGGCAAUAUGAUCAACGUUAUCACUGAUGCUUCGAUGGACCGAGAGCCUUCGCCGCUCAACUCGAUGGACAUGAUGGGUGUGCAGAACGAAUACGUUAUCGAAGAAGGCCAGGUGACUACGAUGGACGACACUCGUGGUUCAAUCAUCACGCAAGUCGAUCUCCCGCAGCACAUCUACAGCAACGGCAAAACCAUGUACGUCACUACGACCAGCUCGGGCAACAUUGUCAACGUCAACGGUAAAGAAGCGGUUCUGCUCUCGCCAACAUCUGCGGCUACGGCUCAGCUUCAACGAGAGUAUCAUCUGCUCCCCAGUGGAGAAGCCGGCUACGUCGAAGAGGUGGGCGAGUACAUUGAGGGCGAACAAGUCGAGGUUGUUGGUGGGGACUCUGUUGAAGUUGUUGCCGGCGACGAGCAGAUCAUCUACCAAGACCAGGACGGUCAGACCGUGGAGACGGUUGAGAUUGGACAGGACAGCACUUUCCAUAUAGCUGAUGAAGGACAAGGAAAGUUCGGGAUGGUCUCCAAUGUCGAGUCCUUGCAGGCAAACUGAUCCGCGUAACUUGUCUGGCUAAUUUUGCCCUUCGCUCACCGGCUCGCUCGCUCGCUCUUUCUCCCUCCGCUUACCCACUACCCACAUACUCCGCGUUGAGGGGAGGGGGUGCUUGGAGUGAGCCUCUCGCCUGUCUAAUGCAAGGGGCAACCU
Messenger RNA from Galendromus occidentalis (western predatory mite), 2098 nucleotides. RefSeq names its product forkhead box protein K1. Gene Ontology annotation, molecular function: protein binding; DNA-binding transcription factor activity, RNA polymerase II-specific; RNA polymerase II cis-regulatory region sequence-specific DNA binding. The record is from RefSeq and is a predicted model, not a curated record. Gene Ontology annotation, biological process: regulation of transcription by RNA polymerase II. Lineage: Eukaryota; Metazoa; Arthropoda; Arachnida; Mesostigmata; Phytoseiidae. The coding region runs from base 176 to 1945 and encodes 589 amino acids. The transcript is spliced from 3 exons.